UGUAUCUAUUGCUUUCUUUAAUUCCUGUCCUAUUUUUUCAGGGUUUUCCAGGCAAUGCUGGUACAAGAGGACCAGAUGGGCCCCCAGGUUCACCGGGACCACCUGGGAAGACGGGUCCCCUGGGCUCUCCAGGUCCUCCAGGAGAAAAAGGUUUUACAGGGAAACCAGGCCUGGAAGGACCUCAGGGCCCAGUUGGCAUGUAUGGUGCUGCAGGGAACGCGGGAAUCCAAGGACUUCCAGGUUCAAUAGGAGAAAGGGGUGAGCCAGGUUUAAGAGGGUUACCCGGCCCUCCAGGAAAGCCAGGUCCUAAAGGUGUUCAAGGUUCUCCUGGAGACAGAGGACCUCGGGGAUCUCAGGGCCGACUUGGAGAUGAAGGACCUAAAGGCAUCCAGGGGCCGCCUGGGCCUGCUGGUCUUCCAGGUUCUAAUGGUGGGCCGGGCAAACCUGGACCCAGAGGAAGCAUCGGGCCCCCAGGGCCUCAAGGGCCUCAGGGGCCACCAGGAAUCCCAGGUCCACAGGGGGCCGAUGGGUCAAUGGGAGCAGCCGGAGGAAAAGGACCCAAAGGUUCCCCUGGACUGUAUGGAGAGCCAGGUCCCCCAGGACUAAGUGGACCUCAGGGUCUUCCUGGUCAAAGAGGAACCGAAGGCCCCCCUGGAAGGAAAGGAGAUCAGGGGGACCUGGGUGCUUGUGGAGCACCUGGACCUCAAGGGCCCAAAGGAGACAGAGGAUCUGAGGGGACAAAAGGCCCUCGGGGAUUAGCUGGACCAAUGGGUAAAGAGGGGGAAGUUGGACAUCCUGGUGAACCUGGGGAUACUGGACCUGCAGGAGAAAAGGGUGACCUUGGACCUCCUGGUUUGACAGGUCAAGAGGGUCCCUGGGGAGCCACUGGAGAAAAUGGUUUCCAGGGCCCAAAGGGAGAAAAGGGCAACAAUGGGCUAAUGGGAGAACCUGGAUUGAUGGGGGAGCUGGGUCCUAGAGGUCUGCCUGGGCUCCAGGGAAUCCCAGGUCCUCCAGGACCUCCAGGACCCGAUGGACCUCAGGGACAGAAGGGGGAGCGUGGGCCGGUAGGAACCACUGGACCACCAGGAUUAGAAGGUCCUCAGGGAUUAAUUGGGCCAAAAGGGGUCAGAGGUGACCCAGGGGGAUUCGGCCCAACUGGACAAAUGGGACAAGCUGGACCAAAGGGGGAUGAGGGAGUCAAAGGAGACCCCGGGACAUUAGGGCUGAAGGGUGAACCAGGAGUACCAGGCCCAGCAGGAGAACAGGGUGAAGAUGGUCCCCCAGGAAUCCAGGGCCCCUCAGGUCUACCAGGAUUGGAGGGAACUCCAGGAGAGCUUGGAGCUCAGGGUCCUCCUGGUCCUGCUGGGGCUCCUGGGACAUAUGGUAAACCUGGAGCAGAGGGAAAACAAGGCACAAAGGGAGAAAAGGGAGAUGAUGGGGAAAUUGGACCUCCAGGGAAAACUGGUCCCAUUGGGAGGAGGGGGAAACGGGGAAAGGCUGGAGUCAGAGGGACCAGGGGAGACAGAGGACCAAAGGGUGAAAAGGGAGAUCAGGGGACAACAGGCCUUCCAGGAUGGCCAGGAACCAUUGGACUUCCUGGACUACCUGGAGAUCUGGGGGAACAAGGCACAAAGGGAAAUGAGGUAAACUAG
Messenger RNA from Cyprinodon variegatus (sheepshead minnow), 1652 nucleotides. Its product is annotated as collagen alpha-1(I) chain-like. The transcript has 26 exons. NCBI's taxonomy places the organism in Eukaryota, Metazoa, Chordata, Actinopteri, Cyprinodontiformes, Cyprinodontidae. The record is from RefSeq and is a predicted model, not a curated record. Bases 198 to 1652 code for a protein of 484 amino acids.